UCCUCCUCGCGGAGCCAACCCGCGGACACCGCACGGUGCCUCGACUCAUGCCCACGCCAACAGCAGGCUCGGCGUUUCCACAGGAACGGAAUAUCCCCGCACGUCCGCAGGAAAGCAACACCCCCGCGGCAGCGCCGAGCGGCGGCUGCGAGCCUUGCCCGGCUCGGUCCCCACGUGGCGCCGGAGCUGCGCGCCCGCGGCGGCCCCGCCGCUUCCUGCCCGUGCGGGGCGGGCCCAGCCUGCCCGGAGCUCCGCGGAGCGCGGGCCAUGGCGGGCCGGAACCCGGGCACCGAGCUGGAACUUGGCUGGAUCUCAAAAGUGUAUGUGAAUCGACCUGCAGUGGAGAGGCAUGCAGAACAAAUUAAAAAAUGGAAAACUCUGAAAGGUAAUUGGCAAGCAGCUUGGCUGCUGAAAGCUGUCACCUGCAUAGACCUCACCACUCUCUCAGGCGACGAUGCUCCUUCAAAUGUUCAAAGGCUGUGUUUUAAAGCAAAGCACCCUAUCAGAGAGGAUCUGCUCAAAGCCUUGGACAUGCAUGAUAAAGGUAUCACCGUUGGAGCAGUGUGUGUGUAUCCUGCAAGAGUCUCUGACGCAGUGAACACCCUCAAGGCUGCUGGUUGUAACAUACCAGUGGCUUCAGUGGCUGCUGGGUUUCCAUCUGGACAAACUCCUCUGGAGACCAAACUGGCUGAAAUAAGGCUGGCAGUGGAGUAUGGUGCCCGAGAGAUUGACAUUGUCAUUAGCAGGACUCUGGUGCUGGCAGGCCAGUGGGAAGGUCUGUACGAGGAGAUCCGUCUGUGCCGCGCAGCCUGCGGAGGAGCUCACAUGAAAACAAUCUUGGCUACGGGUGAGCUGGGCUCCCUUGCCAAUGUCUACAAAGCCAGUAUGAUAGCUAUGAUGGCAGGUUCUGAUUUUAUAAAGACAUCUACAGGAAAGGAGGUGGAAAACGCGACCUUUCCCGUUGGCAUAGUCAUGAUGCGAGCCAUUAAGGAGUACUACUGGCAAACUGGCUACAAGGUUGGAUUUAAACCUGCAGGGGGCAUUAGGACAGCCAAGGAAGCUAUCACUUGGCUCAUGCUGGUGAAGGAGGAGCUGGGAGUGGAGUGGCUGAUGCCGGAGCUCUUCCGCCUGGGUGCCAGUAGUUUACUGGGAGACAUUGAGCAACAGAUUUUCUAUCAUGUGACUGGCUCUUAUGCACUUCAGCAUGAACUGGCAAUGGCUUAGACACAAAACCAACUCAGGAUUACUUUUACAAAAGAGGUCUUUAAGCAAACAGCAUUCAGAAGUCUUCUGACAACCAAGUGCAUAUGAUAGAAUUAAAGGCCUAAUUCUCCCUUCUUCAUAGUUCAUGGUAUUUAAAAAUAUGUUCAAUUCUGCUGGCUGUACUUGAUCCAAAAGCAAAAAAAAGUGGCAUUUCUGAAAUAGUUAAAUAGUUAAUACAUACAGAUUUGCAAAGUUAAUCUUGCAAAGUUCCUCAGACCAGCCUGAGAAGCUUAUUAAUGGCAACACUGAAAUACUAUGAAAAAGAUUUAGGUGGCCUGGUAACACUUUGCAGUCUCAGAAUAUGAAAUAUCUGUGGAAUGCUUCAGAUUGCUAAUUAAGAGCUACUGAUCUUGGAAUAGAUUUCCAUUCACCUCAGACAAAAUCUCCUGGCACAGAUGUGUUGCACUAUUAAUUCUUCUGUUGAUUCAGUCUCAGGCAUUGUAACGGGAAAGAAGAAUGAAACUUGGCUAUUUCUUCUCUUUUAUCAAAUGUCUUCUGUUGGGAAAAAAAAAAAAAAGGCAACCAGACCUCUUUUUUUAUUUUUUCUAUUUUUCCCCCCAAACUUGGGCACAGACAUCCAUAUUUAGACCCUUGAAUAAAAGUGGCUUGAUUUCUAGAACAGCUGAGUAUCCACAGUUGCUCCUGAAGUUAAUGGGAGCUCUGGGUGAUCAGAACAACUGAAAAUCAAGCAGUCUCUAUAUAGGUGCCUAACUAUGCAUUCAGGGGCCUAUUUUUAGGCAUUUCACUCUUAAAAUUUUAGUCUAACUUACUUAGAAGCUCCAAUUCCUGUCUCCUGUCAUUUUAAAACACAUUCAUGCAAAUCUUUCCAUUUUAAUGUAAGGGGGUGACUGUCAGUUUGCAGGUGUCACUGCUAGGCUGGCUGAACUUCAACUUUGCCAUUCCAAAAGAAAUACUUGAAUGUAAAAGAUGAUCUGAAUUGUGUCCUAUAUGGGGUUUAAUGGUUUAAUGUAAAAAAAAUGUGCUUUUUUCAGAGCACAUUAAGAACAAUACCCAAAUCACCAACACCUUCUGAGUAUCAGACUGGAGCUAGUUGAUUCAUUUUAUCAGAACUGCAUUCUGCUCACUAACCAGAGUUGUACUAAAAACUUAAUUAUCUCACUGACUUAAGUAGGUCUCAUCAUGGAAGUAAGAGGAGGUGGAGGAUUUUGCUGUAAAUCAAGCUACAAGGUGCAUUUAUUACAAAGAGAUUUAUUAUAAAGAUAAUAACUCCGUUAUUUAUCUGGCUAUACCACCUGAAUCACUCGAGUGCUACAAAAAACCUUGGAGAGAUAGGAAAGCUGAUUAGGGAAAAAAAAUCAAGAAAAACAACAUAUACAGAAAGCAAAAUCCUAUAUGAAGCGCUCAGGAUUAAAAAUGGGCCUUAAUUUCUCAGGAAAUAGUUAAUCCAAGGUUUUCAGUCUUUUUCUGCUUUAGAUCUCAACACAGAAGGUGAGGCUGAGCUGUGACUGUUUUCACGCUUGUUUUCCUGAAAAUGGCCCAUUUUUACCAUGAGUUUUCCUUCUGAUUUCAUUGCCAGUUUUGCCAAGGAAAAAUGCAAGUGCCUGUCUGCAUAUGGAAGGGAAAAUUCUGCUUCUGAGCUUUCAGAAAUACAGAGCCUCUUACAAGAAGUCAGCUCCCACCAGGUUUUUGCCAGUCUGACCCUGUGCCGUGCCCUCCCAGCCUCCACACACUGGAUUUUGCUGCUGUUUAGCUCAAGCUCUAUAAAUACUAUUAAAUGUUAUAAAUGUCCAUACUUUCAUAGUGGGAAGUAAUGCCACUUGCAAACCACACUUUUUUUUUGUUGUCAGUUGUCUUUAGGACAAUUAAGGUGAUGAUAAAAACUGUUUUUUUUCGGCGAUGCUUGAGUUUGUAGGUGAAGGACUCUGUGUAGUACCUUAAAAUUAAUGGAGGUCCAACUUUGCCGCCUCACUGUGUAAGGUGAGUCUCUGAGAACGGCCUCACUGUCUCCAUGGGAGCUGUGCUGCUGAAAGAAGUUGCCAGGAGAAAUUCUGUCAACAGCUUAGGUGUGCACGUGGGCUGCUGGAUGUGACACCAGGGGUGACAGCUCUGUUUGCAGAGGGAGAGGUUCCUGGAGAGUUGAGGAUAGCCACUUCCCUUCUCCAUGAACAUUAAACACACCUGUGAAAUGCUGUGCAACUCCAAGCCAACCAGUGUUUUCAGAGAAGCUGGACUGGAAUGUAGUUAAUACAUUUUUUUUCUGUUGAAACCUUUUGUCAAAAAAAGAAAAAGAAGUAACAGAGUCUGUAAACACAUCCAAAUAAAGAUGGUUGUGGUUUGGA
Messenger RNA from Vidua chalybeata, 3563 nucleotides. It is a transcript of the gene DERA, whose product is annotated as deoxyribose-phosphate aldolase. Gene Ontology annotation, cellular component: cytoplasm. The transcript is spliced from 9 exons. The record is from RefSeq and is a predicted model, not a curated record. Bases 268 to 1224 code for a protein of 318 amino acids. Gene Ontology annotation, molecular function: deoxyribose-phosphate aldolase activity. NCBI's taxonomy places the organism in Eukaryota, Metazoa, Chordata, Aves, Passeriformes, Viduidae. Gene Ontology annotation, biological process: deoxyribonucleotide catabolic process; carbohydrate catabolic process.